Quercus lobata is the source of this 1215-nucleotide messenger RNA. Its product is annotated as F-box/kelch-repeat protein SKIP25-like. The transcript has a single exon. Gene Ontology annotation, molecular function: protein binding. Bases 49 to 1200 code for a protein of 383 amino acids. Lineage: Eukaryota; Viridiplantae; Streptophyta; Magnoliopsida; Fagales; Fagaceae. The record is from RefSeq and is a predicted model, not a curated record.
UCCCACUCAUUCUCCCCAAACUCUCUGAUCUCCAUUCUCUCAUAGUCCAUGGCCAAUACUUUCAAUACCAGUACUAAUUCUUGCACAGCUCCAUCUACCAAACUUAGAAAGUUCACACCCCACAAUCACCAGCAACAAGAUGAGGCAUCGCUACCAGGACUACCUGACCACAUAGCCCAACUCUGCCUUUCUGUCGUCAAUCCUUCUCUUCUUUACUCUGUGUGCCACUCAUGGCAGCGCCUAAUCUAUUCACCUUCCUUCCCUCCUUUCUUCUCUUUAUACGCUCUUUUACAUCAUUCCCAGCCUUCAAAUUCCAAUUCCAAUUCAAUAGAAUUCUUCAACUUCGAUCCCAUCUCAUCCACUUGGGACCUCCUUCCUCCACCACCACCACCACUUUGUGUCCUUCUCCACCACCCAUCUUUCAUAUUCCGAAACCUUUCGAUUCAAUCGGUCUCUUUCUCUCAGAACCUUGUUCUCCUCGCCGCCACCACUCAUAAUUUCGCACCUGCACUCUCUCACCCUCUCAUCUUCAACCCGCUCUCCAAGACAUGGUCCUUCGGACCCCCACUCGCCACACCGCGCCGCUGGUGCGGUGCAGGCGCAGUGCGCGGCGCGGUAUAUGUGGCGAGUGGAGUGGGAUCCCACUUCUCCAACGACACUGCUCGUUCGUUGGAGAAGUGGGAUCAUGGCGAGUGGAAAAAGAAGAGCAGGCUUAAAGAUGCAAGAUAUAGUAGAGAUGCAAUCGAUGCAGUUGGGUGGAGAGGGAAGCUUUGUAUGGUGAAUGUGAAAGCAAAAGAAGGAAUUGUUUACAAUGUUGAUAAAGAUGAGUGGGAGGAGAUGCCCGAAGGUAUGCUUUAUGGGUGGAGAGGACCAGUGGCAGCCAUGGAUGAAGAUGUGAUGUAUGUGGUGGAUGAAGCCAAGGGUGCUUUGAGAAAGUAUGACCAUGAGAAGGAUUUGUGGGAGGAGAUUAUGGAGUCAGAGAAGCUCAGAGGGGCACAACAUGUGGCUGCUGCUGCUGGAAAACUGUGUGUAGUUUGUGGUGAAAAUGGGAUUGUGGUUGUAGAUGUGUUGGCCUCUCCUGGGAGAUUGUGGGGGGUGGAUUUGCCUAUCGGUUUUGAAGCUUUGAGAGUUCAUAUCUUGCCAAGGAUGAGUCGCCCAGAUUUUGAUUUUCCGGCUGUACCGUCUAUAUCCAUGGAAUGAUAUUUUUUAUUUAUU